GCCGCGCCUCAAGGGGCGCUCUCCAUCGUGUGGAGACACCGGCCGUGCCGCCGCAGCAACGCCGCCUCGCGGCUGCUCCUCUGCCCUGCGGUGCCAAGAUGGCAUGGCUGAGCCCAGGAAAUAGCGGCUCGUGCAGGCGGCCUGCGUUGUGUACAGAGCAAUGUUGAUGCCGGCCGUGGCGCUCCGCUCAGCACGGCAGGAGCGGUGCGGACGGCGGGCGGCGACAUCUGCCCCCGCCUCCGCCGUGUGCCGCCGCUCAUCAAGCAAAGAUUGCCCACCCUCCGGCCCGGCGAUCGGUGCCCCGCUUCUCGCAUCGCAGGCGGUGGGGUACAUAUAAGCUGCUGUGUGUGGAGUUGGCGCUUCUCUUCCUCCUCCCAUCUCCCCGAGCCGCUCGCCCACGUAUCCACCGACGCCGACCCACGCACCUCAAACGCCAUGACCGACCUCCAGGCGCAGACCUCGCACUCGCCCUCGCACGGCGAGAAGACGCUGGCCUCCGGCGAGCACUCGCAGCUGCAGGGCGGUGCGCCGCUGGCCAGCGGGCCCAGCGUCGUCGACGGCCGCCGCUACCCUCGUGGCGGCGACUACGAAGCGCAGUACCUUGACACCAAGGAGCUGCCCAACUUCCAGGCGCUCUCGCGCAUCGGCAACCCCACGGCGCUCGGCAUCGUCUCGUUCUGCGUGCCGCUCACCAUUGCGUCGAUGGCGCUCAUGCGCUUCGGCACCCUCGAGCUGACCGCCACCUGGGCGGCCGUGGGUCCGUACACGUUCAUCGGCGGCAUGGGCAUGCUUCUCGCUGCUAUCUUCGAGAUCAUCGCGGGCAACAGCUUCGCCUUUGUGGUCUUCGCCUCUUUCUCCGGCUACUGGUUCUCGCUCAGCAGCGUCUUCAACACCAACUUCGGUCUCGCCGCCACGACGACUGCUCAGACUGCGGCGAUCGGCGCCGUCGCUGCCGUGCAGCAGAACCAGACCCUCGGCUUCUGGCAGAUCACCUACGUCAUCAUCGACACCGUCUUCCUCAUCUGCUCGCUGCGCACGAACCUGGUGUUCAUCAUCAUCUUUGCGGCGCUGUGGCCGACGUUCGUGUGCCUGGCGGUGAUGCUGACCAACGACGGCCUCACGCUCACGCAAGUCGAGCACUGGAGCAAGGCUGCGGGCGCCUUCGGCUUCAUCGCCAGCAUCACGGGCUGGUACCUCUUCCUCGCGCUCAUGGUCGGCGACAGCGGCCACGCGUUCAAGAUCCCCGUGGGCGACCUCAGCUCGUUCUGGACCGGUCGCGACGACAAGCGGGCCAGCAAGAGCCGCACCGACUAGCCACAUCGCCCACGAGCCCUCCAAAUCUGUCUACUUACGACCCUUUACCCCUCGACCCCUCCCAAGCA
Molecule: messenger RNA, 1382 nt
Organism: Tilletiopsis washingtonensis
Lineage: Eukaryota; Fungi; Basidiomycota; Exobasidiomycetes; Entylomatales
Exons: 10
Coding region: 436-1314 (292 amino acids)
Cellular component (GO): plasma membrane
Molecular function (GO): acetate transmembrane transporter activity
Source: RefSeq, a predicted model, not a curated record